This is a messenger RNA of Hypoxylon fragiforme, 4104 nucleotides long. RefSeq names its product P-loop containing nucleoside triphosphate hydrolase protein. Gene Ontology annotation, molecular function: helicase activity. Gene Ontology annotation, biological process: regulatory ncRNA-mediated heterochromatin formation. The coding region runs from base 1 to 4071 and encodes 1356 amino acids. Lineage: Eukaryota; Fungi; Ascomycota; Sordariomycetes; Xylariales; Hypoxylaceae. The transcript is spliced from 4 exons. Gene Ontology annotation, cellular component: nuclear RNA-directed RNA polymerase complex. The record is from RefSeq and is a predicted model, not a curated record.
AUGGCUAGUUCCAGCAACACCGAAAAAGCCGGUGGUCAGGGUGGUCAGAACGAGCUCGAGACCAUCAGGCAACACAUUCACUUUGAACUUCCGAAGUCAAGUCCUGGCAAAGAAUGGCUAGCAUAUCCGGAGUUACCUACGGGUCGAGAACUCCUGGUUGAUUAUGCUGGCCCUAAAGAUGGCGCGGGACGUGAGCGCGUGUUGCCCAAUACCUGGAAAGAACCUUGGCAGAGCAAGAACCAGUAUCUUGAGACUCACUAUCGCCUGCAGAGAGAGGAAGGACUGAACAUGCUUUCCUACUCCAUUCAGAAGUAUAAGAUGGACCCUAAUAUGAAGGACGAUGAUGAGACUUGCAUUUACACCAAGGUUUUUGUCCAAGGCUACCUAAUGACCCGUCUCGGUCCUAUGUGCAAAGUUCAAUUCUCCACAGAGAGAUCUGGAAAAAAGAUACGUUGGACCCAGACUCGUCGCCUCACUGUAGGCACCCUAGUCGCUAUUUCGACUGUUAGUGAUGGUUUCAAAACCAUCUGUAUGCCAGCUGUCAUUUCCGAUCAUCGCAUUCGGGAUGGAUUAGACCAAAACCCCCCCACCAUACACUUCCAAUGGGCCAACUUGGACGACGCUGUCAUUGAUCCCAAUGAAGAGCUCGUCAUGAUCGAGACCCGCUAUGGCUAUUAUGAAGCCGUGCGGCAUGCUAUGAUCGGUUUGCAGCAUGUUGCGAAUACACCGACCCCACUCGACAAGUACCUUGUCCACGCCGACCGAAAUGAUGGUACUGCAAAGUAUGUUGAGAAAAAUCCCAAGAUGGAUGUUCACUCCUUAGUCCAUCACAUUCCGAACUCGGCGUCUAUGUCAAAAACCGAGUUGGAUGCAAAGACUUGGAACGUCGAGGAGCCUCUCCGAGACUAUCCUGUGCUUGAUGGCUUCGACAGUAGCCUGUCUCAAUAUACUAACUUGGACAAUUCCCAGCUUAGUGCUGUACAUCGUAUUCUCACCAAGGAGCUUGCGAUUGUCCAAGGUCCCCCAGGCACAGGCAAGACUUUUACUUCAGUUCAAGCCUUGAAGAUCCUCUUGCACUCACAAAGAGGAUCGGACAACAACGUCAUCAUUGUUGCCGCCCAAACGAAUCAUGCGGUUGACCAACUAUUGACUCAACUAAUUGAUGCGAAAUCUAACGUUGUUCGUCUCGGUGGUCGUACCCAAAACGACCUCAUUAAGCAGCAUAGCAUGUAUAAUCUCCGUCGUCGACGUCGCCAUGUACUACCAGGCACGCAUCGCGCAGACCGAGAUAUGAAGACAUUGGAGGCUGCACGCAAGAAGAACGUUGCGAAGCUGGAGCACAUCAUCGACGGCAUAUUUCCUGAUGGCCUAAUUGACCCGGAAAUCCUUUGCCGUGCGGGCAUUAUAUCGGAUGGUCAGCUUGCAUCCCUCCAGGGCGAAGAUGAAUGGGUCACGGAGCCCAUUCAUUCUGCUCAGCCUCUCGGACUGCUAUCACAUUGGCUCGGGAACCAACUCGUACGAGUGGAGAAACAAUAUGAGCAGGACCCUGAAUUUCAGGAGGAGGAGGAUGAUGAUAAGGUAGACCUUGACUUGGAGGACUUGGAUCUUGAGCUCGACGAUUAUGUAUUCGAUGAGGACGAGAAUUCCGGUCGGCUCGAAGGCAAAUUUCUCCCAAUUAUGCAUUUCUGGACUGGCGCAAAUGUUCGAAACCACGCUGCUGAUGACAUGGCGAUCUCCCGAGAAAGUAAAAGUGCGAAUCUGUGGGACAUUGAACCUAAGUAUCGCGGCGCUGUCUAUCAGCAAUGGCAGAAACAAUUACUGUCCUUAUAUGGUGAUAACUUUCGCCACAUUCUUGCCGACAAUGUCCGUAUCACCAAGAAUCUCAAGAUCAACCGGUGGUACAAGGAUACGCAAUGCAUCAAGGCAGGGCACAUCAAUAUCAUCGGCUGCACAACCACAGGCUUGUGCAAAUAUCGUGGACUACUCGCGGCACUGCGACCGCGAACGAUGUUGAUCGAAGAGGCUGCCGAAACUCGCGAAGCCAACAUUCUUUCCGCCCUCUAUGGCUCACUGCAGCAACUUAUCCUUGUAGGAGAUCACCAACAGCUGGCACCCCAUUGCGACACGCCUGGGCUAGCAGAUGAGCCAUACAAUAUGCGAAUCUCGAUGUUCGAAAGGCUUGUCAAUCUGAAAAUGCCUUUCACCGUACUAAACAUGCAACGAAGAAUGAUUCCUUCGCUUCGCCAAGUGCUAAACCCGUUUUACCCGGCCUUACAGGAUCACCCGGUAGUGACAAAAAGCACUUCUCGACCCCCCGUUCCGGGCAUGGCCGUGCCAUCCUUCUUUUUCAGUCAUACUUGGAUGGAAGGAAUGGAUGAGAACCUGAGCAGGUACAACAUCCUUGAAGCCGAAAUGAUCGUGCAGUUCAUAGAUUAUCUUUUGAUGAAUGGAGUCGAGGCAAACCAGAUCACUGUCCUGACCUUCUAUCGCGGUCAAAAGAAGAAGAUUGCAACCCUGCUCAAGAGUAAGCUUGGAGGACAGUGGGGACAAUUCAGUAACAUUUUCACUGUGGAUUCUUACCAAGGAGAAGAGAAUGACAUUGUCAUUCUAUCGUUGGUGCGAAGCAACGGUUACAACGGCCCCCAUCAGGCCGGCUUUCUUCAGGACGAGAAUCGUGGUGUUGUGUCCAUCAGUCGAGCACGUCGGGGCUUCUACAUAUUUGGCAAUAUGAGAAAUUUGGCAUUUGCCAGCGAUGCUUCCUUCAGAAUGUGGGGGAAGGUCUACGAUGUCUUUGCUAAGCAAGGACGAUUCAGCGAGAGCUAUUUGCCAAUCACAUGUCAGAAGCACAAGAAAACCACAUACAUGUCCCAUCCUGAAGAUUGGGUUAAUUGUCACGGCGGCUGUGAUGCAGCGUGCCCUGACGUUUUAGAAUGUGGCCAUGCAUGUGGACGUCAAUGCCACUGGAUGCCCCAUGAGAACCUCGUCUGCCGAAAACCAUGCGAACGGAUCCUUAACUGUGGUCAUCGUUGCCAGCAGUUAUGUGGUGAGCAUUGUCUAUGCACCUGUGCAGUCUUCACAGGUGCCUUUUCUCAUGACGAAUUCCGAAGACAAAAUGCCACCCUUGAGAGUGGAAAUUUGAACCUUGUCUAUAACCGAGCCCUCGAAGGCCCAUUUAUCACCCGCGAAGAGCGUCAAAUGGCAGCAGCAUCAAAAGAGAAGGAGGACAGAGAUCGAGCUCAAGCUCAAGCCCAGCAAGUGCCGUACGGCUAUAAAGGUGGCUUAGGGUACAACGGAAGCCGACAAAAUACUCACAACCCUCCCAACUUUGUCCAUUCAGGGACUGGAAAAGGUUAUACCUGGGCUAAUUAUGAUGCCCGCGCCGAUGACGAGAGAAUUUGGAAACAGGCGAUAGAAGCCCAACGCCGUGCUCCGCCGUCGUCGCCCAAGCCAAUCCAGGACAGUUUUCGUCAGGUUACGAUUGACGAAAAUGGCAAGCGUCGUGUUGGAGAAAUCAUUACUACCGAACACAAAGCUCCGGCGUCUCCCAAAAGAGAUGAUGGUCUCGUGGCCUUUGACGAUAGUGUCAAAGCAUUGGCUUUGUUAGAGCCUAAGUCUCUAACUACUUCUAAGCCUAUACCUUCCUCUAAGGGUAAAGCUACUCAAAUCGCUCCGGGCCACCAGGGCCUUGGAUGCCGUCCACAACAUCUGGAAGUUGAGGGUACAGCUGCCAAUCCUGUCCAUCGCCAGCCAGCCGUCACCCAUAGCCAUCCCGCUUUGGGACGUAAGCGCACAAAGCUAAUAAAGUCGCUACAACAAUUACAAAUUGAUGAGGAUGAGCCUCAUAAGCCCCUAUGUGACUCAGCUGAAUGGGAAUUGGCGAGUGUUUCGCAUGUGGUUGCUUCAGAAGCAGAAGUACAGACACCGAACGAAAUAGAGGAGGGUGCACUGAACGCAGCAGAGGAGGGUACACUGAUCGUGAUAGAGGAGGAUACACUGAACGAAGCAGAGGAGGGUGGUCAGUCUGAGGAUUUGCUUGUUGAUAUGCAGGAGGAAGACUUGAUAAGCUUCUGAUUGCUGAACUGCCGGAUGGGUAAUGGCCUAAGU